AUGCUCCAGAUUCGCUUGCACUUGAGGAUCUCCAAAGCUGCCGGCGCUUUUUCGUCGGCGAGCCACACGGGGUUCCGAUUCUCGGGAUUUCGAGGACAGGGCCUGGCAUCCCGAUCGCUUUUCAGCUCGUCAAGGUCAAACGGCAAUGGCUACAAAUCUCAUGGUGGCACCGGACAGCGCACUUUCACCUCAUCCGAGUUCUUCCAAGGCUUUGCCAUCCUCCUUCCAAGCGGAUGUAUCCUCGGACUGAAGGCAUCGCAAUGGCACAAGCAGUAUCAGGCCGGGCAGUCUCAGGCCAUCCGAGGUCUCUUUUGCGAUGCCAGCCUUGCCCAGACCAAGUUUAUUGAGGCUAAGGCUCACGAACAAGUCUCCAAGAAAUCCGCCAAGGAGCUGACUACCCUGCAAUUGCUUUCUGAGAUCUGGAAGCAUCUCAAGCCAGACUGGCUGUUGCUCACGUCGAUUGUUGUCGUCACGGGCGCCACGGCCAUGGUCAACCUCUACAUCCCUGUCGUUGUUGGCGAGCUUGUUACUGUUGUUCAGGGCUUGAUCGCCAGCGGAGGGGCAACGGGCAAUGCCCUGCAGGUCCUGAACGUCCCUGCACUGAAGCUGCUUGGACUGUACGUCGGCAAUGGGCUCCUUACAUUUGUCGACAUCACCCUAGUCACCAAGCUUGGCGAGAAUCUCGCUCGCAGCUUGCGUCGUGAACUCUUUGGGGUCUUGCUUUACCAGGACAUGGCGUUUUUUGACGGGCAUAUGCAGGGCGAAGUUCUGAGUCGUCUCACCGAGGAUGUAGCCGACUUUAAGAGUACCUUCAAGAUUGUGAUUACACAGAUUGUUGGUGCCGGUGUCCAACUGGUCUCGCUUUCGCCCAACCUGACCCUUACCCUCCUGAGUACCCUGCCGAUCCUGUACUUUACCCUGAACUUUUAUGGCUCCUAUCUGCGCAAGCUCUCCCGCCGCGCCAAGCUGGGUGACAGCGAGUCCACGGGUGUCGCUGGAGAGGCCAUCUCCAAUAUCAAGACGGUCAAGGCGUUCGCGUCCGAAGACCGGGAGCUCGAAAAUUACACCAGCGCUAUAUCAAAGAGUUCCCGGACCUCGUUGAAACUCGGGUUCCAUAUUGGCUUGUUCCAAGGGCUGCUCAAUUCUUCGAUUGGCGCCAUGAUCCUGAUGAUCCUCUACUUUGGAGGAAGCUUGGUGGCCAAAGGCGAAAUGACCGGAGGGCAGCUGAUGACCUUUAUGGUUGCCACCCAAAAUGCUCAGCGCUCGCUCUCACAAAUCGGUGUCCUGUUCGGUCAAGUCGUUAAAGCCCUCGGCUCGGCCAAUCGCAUCUUUGAGUACAUUUACACCGCCCCACAAAUCCCUACCAGAGGCGGGCUUCAGCUCGAAAGCUUCAAAGGAGAAAUCGAGUUUGUCAAUGUCGAAUUCCGGUAUCCCACUCGCCCCCAGCAUCCUGUGCUUCACAACUUUAGCUUGAAGGUCCCCGUUGGCAAGAUCGUUGCUCUAUGCGGCCAAAGCGGCAGCGGCAAGAGCACCAUUGGACAGCUGAUCGAGCGAUUUUACGAAGCAGACGCCGGUUCUAUCUUGAUCGAUGGCGUCGACAUCCGCAAGCUGGAUCCCAGUUGGUUGAGAAACAACAUCGGAUACAUCAGUCAGGAGCCCAUACUCUUUGCCAGCACCAUUUACGAAAACAUCAGAUACGGGCGACCCGGUGCCACCCGCGAGGAAGUUGAGGCAGCAGCCCGACAGGCCAACGCGGCCACCUUCAUCGAGAGCUUCCCAGACGGCUAUGGCACCGUUGUGGGCGAGCGCGGUGUGACCCUCUCUGGCGGACAGAAGCAGCGCAUUGCGAUCGCUCGUGCAUUGCUCAAGGACCCACGCCUGUUGAUUCUCGACGAGGCCACGAGUGCCCUUGAUACUCAAUCCGAGCGUGUGGUUCAGGAGGCGCUUGACCGGCUGAUGAAAGAUCGCACGGUCGUCAUCAUUGCACACCGCCUGAGCACCAUCGAGACCGCCGACCUCAUUGUGGUGCUCAACAACAACGCUUCCCGCGACACGGGCAACGUCCUUGAAAUCGGCACACACAAGGAGCUUAUGAAGAAGCGAGGGGCAUACUACCGACUCCACAGCAUGACCUUUGAGCACGGCGGCCUCCUCGGAUGAACGGAGCCAUGCGAAAGCCAAGGGUGCUCGCCCAGCCCGCCAUCUGCCUUCUCCAUGCCGGCUUUGCCACUGCCGGCCGUGGAAUUGGGUGUCACUUCCAAGUCUGCGCAUACGCAUGGCGACACCACUCCAUACUUUUAUUCCCAUGCCGUCAAUAGAUGCCGACGCGACGGUUAGCGUCUGGGCAAAAUGAGCUAUGCAAUCGACCUGUUUGGGCUCCGUGCGAUUGGAUGCAAAUUUCG
Molecule: messenger RNA, 2402 nt
Organism: Polychytrium aggregatum
Lineage: Eukaryota; Fungi; Chytridiomycota; Chytridiomycetes; Polychytriales
Product: P-loop containing nucleoside triphosphate hydrolase protein
Exons: 23
Coding region: 1-2160 (719 amino acids)
Biological process (GO): transmembrane transport
Cellular component (GO): membrane
Molecular function (GO): ATP binding; ABC-type oligopeptide transporter activity; ATP hydrolysis activity
Source: RefSeq, a predicted model, not a curated record